Molecule: messenger RNA, 1269 nt
Organism: Chenopodium quinoa (quinoa)
Lineage: Eukaryota; Viridiplantae; Streptophyta; Magnoliopsida; Caryophyllales; Amaranthaceae
Product: vacuolar protein sorting-associated protein 22 homolog 1-like
Exons: 7
Coding region: 139-900 (253 amino acids)
Biological process (GO): protein transport to vacuole involved in ubiquitin-dependent protein catabolic process via the multivesicular body sorting pathway
Cellular component (GO): ESCRT II complex
Source: RefSeq, a predicted model, not a curated record
CGCUGGUGGACUCUUUCCCCAAGCUAUUGAUUCGUUGGCAUCAAAAUCAGACUGGUAAAACCGGUAAAACUGAACUCACAAACACAUUCUCUCUCCUCUUUCUCCAACGGCGUAAGAGUGUGAAAUCUCGCCGGAAAAAUGAGGCGGCGACCGGGAAUCGGAGGUUUACAGUCAUCUGCUGCUACUAGGAAUCAAUUUCGAGUAGUUGGAGAAAAUAUAGCCUCCAUGAAAACCGAUGUUAUGAAGGAGCAAUUGUCCACUUUUCGUUCUCAGCUCGAGGAUUUCGCCCGCAAACAUAAGAAUGAUAUACGGAAAAACCCGACGUUCAGAGCUCAAUUUCAUGAGAUGUGCUCUAAAGUAGGGGUGGAUCCUCUUGCCUCAAACAAGGGUUUUUGGGCAGAGCUUUUGGGAAUUGGUGACUUUUAUUAUGAACUUGGGGUGCAAAUUGUUGAAAUAUGUUUGGCCACUAGAUCCCUCAAUGGAGGCUUGAUAAACUUGCAGGAGUUAUUAGACCUGCUACGUUUGAAGCGUAAAAAUGCCCGUGAACCUGUAUCAGAGGAUGACUGUUUACGUGCUAUAUCUAAGCUGAAGGUUUUAGGUAGUGGGUUCGAGGUGAUAUCUGUUGGCAAGAAAAAGCUCAUACGAUCUGUUCCAACUGAGUUGAACAAGGAUCACAAUGAAAUCUUGGAGCUUGCUCAGGCGCAAGGCUAUGUGACUGUAGAAGAGGUAGAAAGACGACUUUCUUGGUCAGCAGGGCGUGCAAUUGAUGCUCUUGAUACAUUGUUAGAGGAAGGUCUUGCAAUGAUUGAUGACGGCCACAAAGAUGGCAAACGCCGAUACUGGUUUCUUUGUGUGUCUUCCAUCUCCGCUGUUGUGGAAGCUGAUACUAUCGCAAUGUGAUCCUCUCAAGGCAUGUUAUAUAAUCUUAAGGGGAACACAACAUGGAUAAUAGCCUAACAAUACAUGACUGGGGCUGUGGGGCAGCCUUCCACUUAUCGGACCCAAACUCUAUAAAAUUUGUGGUUGCUCAACUCUGAAGUAAAUUUCGUGGUCUCCAUUUAUUACUCAAGAAAUGUGGUCUGUUGCUGAUGUUACGGCUGCUGACAUUAUAGAUAACCAGUCCUAAAGCCAUCGUAACACCUUGUUCACCUUCUUUCAACAAUGUAGCAACCGGAAUUUGUAUUGCUUUCUAGGCUUCCAAUUACGCUACAUAAAUCUGUGAAAGUCGUAACAUUACCCUACUCCAAAAUUACUACUUCUUUCUCACAA